Molecule: messenger RNA, 1635 nt
Organism: Hippocampus comes (tiger tail seahorse)
Lineage: Eukaryota; Metazoa; Chordata; Actinopteri; Syngnathiformes; Syngnathidae
Product: serine/threonine-protein kinase PDIK1L
Exons: 4
Coding region: 134-1291 (385 amino acids)
Biological process (GO): protein phosphorylation; negative regulation of G2/MI transition of meiotic cell cycle
Cellular component (GO): cytoplasm; nucleus
Molecular function (GO): protein kinase activity; ATP binding
Source: RefSeq, a predicted model, not a curated record
UUGACGAAUAGUGCCGUGUCUUUGUCUUCACUUUGAGUCUCUUGUAUGAAAAGACGAGUUGUGUCGAGUUGAACUUGUGCGCGUUCGAAGACCCCAUUUAGCUACAUAAUAACCAUGCUUGUGCCUGUGAAACAUGGAGGACCUCUACACUUUAGAGAAGGAGGUCGGACGAGGCAGCUAUGGCGUGGUCUUUGAGGGUCUCAUAUCCAAAACGGGACAAAAGGUGGCUAUCAAGCGUCUGCCCUGCAAGGACCCAGAAUGCAUUGAACUCUACUUGCAAGAACUGUGGGCCAUGAGAACCACAGCCAAGAACCACAUCAACGUUAUUGCACUGCACAGUUGCCUCCUGCAGACAGGACGGAGGAGUUUGAAGCCCCUGAGGAAGGGGAAGCUGCCUUUACAUCUUGUUGAAAGUGUGCUAAAAGGAAGUGUUGGUCAUGAUCGAGGUUCACAGUGUAACACUCGGAGGAGGACUAACUCUGUGUCCAGACUUCAAGACAGGACCAACAUUUUCCCAUCAAACCCCCCUUGCCCUUCAACUCCAAAAAGGCCCUCAAACAGAUCCAGGAAGAGGCUACCCGAGAGAGAGGAUGAGCAGACGAGAUCUCCGUGCUGCUCUGCCCUCUGGCUCGUGAUGGAGUACUGUGAUGGGGGGGACUUGAAUCAAUACCUGCUCUCCAGGCCACCGGACGUCCAUAGGAACCAUAGUGUGGUGCAGCAGCUCAGCAGUGCCGUGGCCUUUCUGCAUCAUCUUGGGAUAAUCCAUCGAGACCUAAAGCCUGACAACGUGCUUGUCAGUGUUACACCUAACGGUCCUAUUUUUAAGGUCGCUGACUUUGGUCUGAGCAAGAUAAGUGAGGGUCUGGUGCGUGGAAACCUGGGCAGGAAACACUUUUCGUCCACCUGUGGCUCAGACUUUUACAUGGCUCCAGAAGUUUGGGGUGGACUCACCUACACAGCUCAGGCAGACAUCUUCUCGCUCGGCGUGAUGUUUUGGGCCGUCCUGGAGAGAAUCACCUUCCUGGAGGAAGGAACCACACACGAGCAACUUGGUGCUUACGUGUGUAAGGGUCGCUGGUUGACGCCACUGGGCGAAGCUUUGUGGGAGAACGCUGACCUCCAGCUGUGUAUUCCCAUGAAGUGGAAAAGAGCAGCCCCGCCGCCCAGCCCUCCCGGCCCGGCGAUGUGUGGCCUGCUUCUCGACAUGCUCGCCUCAAACCCGGAUUCCCGGCCCGUAGCGGACCAGCUGGAGUCCAGAGUGUGCGGCGCUCUGAAAGAGGACUCCCACUGAGACGAAGCGCUGCUAAUGGCCACAGCCACCGUGGAAACGUUGCCUGUCUCUGUGAGUAAAUAAUAGCGGAGAUGAGCGGGAAAAGCAAGGCCACCUCAAACAAUUCAAGGUGAUUGUGGCGGCCGAGCAUUCUGCUAAGAGUGCUGCAGCUGUUGUUCAGACUGGGAGUUGUCAACCGCCGCUUGUCAUGUGAGUCCAUCUCCCCUUUGUCGCCACAAGGGUUGGAAAAAGAGGGUAAACGUUUGCAUUCAAUUUCCAGAGGGAUUUCAACUACGCAACCUUGGAAAUAUUUCAAAUCGAGAACCAAAAUAGUUGUGAGGAUUCAUUUCGAACUGGGGUACGUG